Molecule: messenger RNA, 2259 nt
Organism: Kockovaella imperatae
Lineage: Eukaryota; Fungi; Basidiomycota; Tremellomycetes; Tremellales; Cuniculitremaceae
Exons: 11
Coding region: 1-2259 (752 amino acids)
Source: RefSeq, a predicted model, not a curated record
AUGUUGUUAGGAUUAGUUCGACCUGCAGACUCACAGAUGAUCAAGACAACCCAAGCGAAGAGGAAUCAGAGAUACCAGUUACUUCACGCCAGCGCUGUAAGUACCGAGCCUCUACUGAGGGAGACGGGUCCCGUUCGCCAGCGGGAUGUAGCCCUCACUGCCUCAAUCCAAGCUUAUCUGACUGUAGACUAUACUCACGGAGCGAUAGAUCCUCGAAAUAACUACAUUGAUCCAACCUCGACUGUUUCGUCCAUUGGUGGACAGCUAAAAGAUCAAACUCGCUCAGGUGGUUUCAAGUUCACACUUGAUAGUGCACGGACCGGAUCGCGGUGUAUCAGGACUUUUCCAGUUGCUCAACACUGCUCGACUCUUGACAAUUAUCGUUCACGCUUCACUGCACUACCCAUUCGAUCUGUCGAGCACCAAAUAGAUUACUGGUCACCGAGUGUAUCCCUCGAGACUAGCCUGUUCGCUGGCCCGAACAUCAACACGCAAGAGUAUCGGAAGCUCCACUAUUCGAAUCGUGCUGAACGAAACCCUCGUGAACAGGAAGGCGCAAAAAUGCCAAUGAGCGACGCACUGGACUCGGUGUUCGAGAGAUUGAGGCUUGAGAAGUACCUGGACGAACGGCCGCUCGCAGGCAGCCUCAGAAACCAAAACCCUCCUCUGUUCUCAGGGCGGUCUCUUAAGCCUUCGGUUAGCGCAGAGGCGAACCCAGGUCGAAGUCGUCUGGAUCAGCAGAAUGACGGACUCGGUCGGCGGGAUCGCGAAGAGGUUGCGGACUUGACAGCAGAGCUGCACCACCGCACAAACGCUUUACACGCACAGCUCCGACAAGCAAGCAUGGAGCCAGAGACAUGGCGAGCUAAAUGUACCCCGCUCGAGAAUCAGUCUCGAGCGAAGAAUGAGUCUCUCGAAGAGACGAGCAAGCUCCUCGGAUUGGCCAGUGUUCGCCUUCUUUCCGAUGCAACGACCAUCAAGACACUAGAGGAUGAUCUGUCCAACUUGUCUCUUCAGCUCGAUGCUCGGACCAAGGAGCUCGAUGCCGAGCGAUCACUGCGGGAAGCAGCUGAUGCCGCUCGAGUUGAUGCCGAAGUGAAGGAAAUGAGUGCUUGCAAGCAUCAAUCGACGCUUGCCAAGCACUUGCGGGAAGCCAAUGACAAGUUGGCAGAGGUCCAAAAAUCGAAGGAUCAAGAAGCUGAAGGGAGAAUGAAAGCUGAGAAACGAGCAGUAGAUGCUGAGCAAGCGGCACGACGUAAUGGCAGGUGGGGUCCACCUGUGAAUGCUCGGGUCGUGGCGGAGUUGCAAAACCACAUCAAGAAUCUCAAAGGUUCCCUCGAACGAUGCAAUGUCCAGUUGGCUGAUUCCAAAGCAAAGACAGCCAGGCUGAAAGACAAGAUUGAGCAGAUCAGAGCCGACAAUACGGGCCUUCGAGCAAGAAACGACGAGUUGACUCAGCAUGCUGAAAUGCAACGCAAGGCCGAGGACGAUCGCAAUCAGUCUCGAAAGCAUCUGCAAGCCGCUGAGAGUGCAUUGACCGAGCACAAAGCACGUAAUCAAGCAUUGCAGGAGCGCCUCGACGAGGCAGUCGAGAAUGGGCAGCUGCUGGCGGGACAGAUUCAGGCGGAAUCGACAGGGAGUCUCAGCAGCCAGUUGGACCCUGCGACAGAACGAGGGGUUCCUCGAGCGACCUCAGAAGUGAUAAGCAAUGGCUCGAGUGAUAUCGUCUCCACCGGUAUCAAAGAGCCAAACACUGCAAGGGCCCAAUCGACUGCUUUCAGAUUUCCAACUAUGGUGGCGCAGAUGAAAGACGAUCCAAUAUUUGAAGAGGCGACGACGAUUCCCUCCCAGGCCGAGAUCUCUGAUCACACCAACGCGAAGCAAGAGAUGGAUCCGAUUAACAUCGCCCCUACGCAUGUCCGCCUGGGACCGACAUCCUUGGGAGACCUGUCAUCUAUCAGCUCAGGCAUGACUGAACUAGCUGCCAUCGGCCCAGGGACGAACACCGCCCCAAAGGAUCACUUUAUCCAUUUGUCUCAAGCGCGAGCAUCUCGCGAUCCUUACAUUGGUCUUGAGAGUGUUUUCGUUCAUUCUACUCUUCCUGUGUCACCGCCGAUAGCUGCUAGUCCAGUUUCGUCCCGCGGAAGAGAGCCUAAAACGUUCGACCAUCUACUCGAUCAUCUUCAAUUAUCGUCUCAAACCCUUCAGCCAAGUGUCGGUGGGAAUAGCAGACAAGAGACAACCAAUUUUCUCCUGUGA